This is a messenger RNA of Vigna unguiculata (cowpea), 2374 nucleotides long. RefSeq names its product heterogeneous nuclear ribonucleoprotein Q-like. Gene Ontology annotation, molecular function: RNA binding. The record is from RefSeq and is a predicted model, not a curated record. Lineage: Eukaryota; Viridiplantae; Streptophyta; Magnoliopsida; Fabales; Fabaceae.
AACCGUAAUCUUCUUCGCUCGUCGACCACAACUUCUACUCUAGCCCGCGAGAUCAAGAUCUUCACCACAACGGCGACACCACUCACCGCCUAGUCUCCCUCAUUGCUACAUUCAUGUGUUUUCGUGUUUUGUCUCUCUGGUAAGUGGUGCUUCUCACUUCAUUGUCUCAUUCUAGGUUUUUUUUCCCUCCAUUUGCAAUGCCUACUCUGUUCGCGAUUGUCAAUUCUUGUAUGAUCACAGGAAAGGUGAAAUUUGCCUUCGUUGAUGAAACAAAGGUGUACUAUUCAGUUCACAUGAGCUUCAACAUUCGCAACAACAACGAAGAAGAAUGUGAGGCAACGAAUAGUGGGAAACAACUCCAAGGGAUGUAGGUAAUUCUGAUUUAGAUUUCUAAUUUGUUUCAUUUUCUUAAGGAGCUACCUGUAAUGAUUCAAGUUGUAGGUAAUUGUUUGUUCAUCACCUUGCAUUUGAGUGGAAAUUUUUCAUAUUUACAUUUCAUAUUGUUCUUGUAAAUCUGGAUUUUCAUUGACCCUCGUUUGGCUUUGUGUAACAUAAGAGCUUGUGCUCGCCAACAUGCCUAUUGUUCUCGUUUCCUUUCGCCGCCUUCGUUAGUCUCUUUUAUUGUGAUAAUUAUGUAGUCAUUGACCCUUUAAUAAAAGUCUAUCGCGUUGCGGCCAUAUAAGUCUUGUGACUCUUGUCUCAUUGCACGGCUUCCACUGAGAUUCAUUCGCUGCAACACCUUGUUUGGCCUUUCUUUUUUUUCCUCCUUUCGGUAUGUGUAUACUUCUUCCCAGGAUUUCUUCUGGCCUUUGUGCCUUCUUCACAGUUGCCUCACAAGCUUUUUUCAUUAGUUUCAUAAGAUGCCUCGGGGAAAAGCAAAUUCUUCAUCAACUGCUAAGCCAUCUGACUCUGAGAAGCUAGUUGAAUCUGAUGAGAAGGUUGAUUUUGAGGAGGAAAAUGAUCCAGAAGAAGCUAUGGAAGAAGAAAUUGAGUAUGAAGAAGUAGAAGAAGAAGUGGAAGUGGAAAAGAUAGAAGAGGAGGGGGGUCCAGAGGAGGUAGAGGUAGAAGAAGAGGAAGAGGAAGAGGAGGAAGAAGAGGAAGAAGAGAUUGAAGAAGUGGAUGAAGAGGAUGCAAUGCAAAACCAUAGCAGUGAUGAAGCAAAGGUGGAAGAUGAGGACGAGAAAAAAAAACAUGCCAAACUCCUUGCUCUUCCUCCUCAUGGGUUUGAAGUAUACAUUGGUGGCAUUCCUCAUGAUGUCUCAAAUGAGGAUUUGAAAUCUUUUUGCGAGAGAAUUGGGGAAGUUGCAGAGGUUCGAGUAAUGAAGGGAAAGCAUUCCAGCGAGAACAAGGGAUUCAAUUUUGUAACAUUUAGAAGUGUGGACUUGGCUUCUAAAGCCAUCAAAGAGCUGAAUAAUACAGAAUUUAAGGGUAAAAAAAUAAAACGUUCUACAUCUCAAGCCAAACACCGUCUUUUUAUUGGCAAUGUUCCUAGAAGUUGGGGUGUGGAAGAUCUGAGGAAGAUUGUUUCUGAGGUUGGACCUAGAGUUAUUGGUGUGGAACUAGUCAAGGAUAUGAAGAACACCAAUAACAAUCGUGGCUUUGUUUUUAUUGACUAUUAUAAUAGUGCGUGUGCUGAGUAUUCUAAGCUAAAGAUGAUGAGCCCAACAUUUAAGCUAAGUGAGAAUGCUCCAACAGUGAGCUGGGCUGAUCCUAAAAAUGCUGAUUCCUCUGCUGCAUCUCAGUUGGCAGUAUAUGUGAAGAACCUGCCGAAGAAUGUAACUCAAAAGCAGUUGAAGAAGCUUUUUGAACGUCAUGGGAAGAUAACUAAGGUGGUUCUUCCACCAGCAAAAUCUGGACAAGAAAAGAACAGAAUUGGCUUUGUACAUUUUGCAGAGAGGUCCAAUGUUAUGAAAGCACUGAAAAACACUGAAAGAUAUGAAUUAGAAGGUCAAGUUUUAGAGUGCUCUUUGGCAAAGCCACAGUCUGAUCAAAAGUUUGGAGGGUCAAACACACAGAAGUCAGGUUCAGGAUUACUUCCAAGUUAUCCACAACAUGUCGGUUAUGGUUUGGUUGGCAGUGCCUAUGGUGCACUAGGUGCGGGAUAUCAUGCUCCAGGUCUUGCACAGGUUUCUGAUCAAGGAAGUGUGCCAAUUAAUACAACAAGUUUUGUACAUAAGGAAAAUCAUAUGUGAUAGUUGAAGAAUAUAAUAUAAUGUGGAAGUUAAUUGAAUCAUUUUAUGUUUUGAGAACCAUUGCAGUACUUCAUGAUAGUUUUUACUGACUAAUAUUGUACUUGAAUUUGAAUUUGAAUUCGUAUAUUUGAUAUACUUUGAUAUACAUUUAGUCAUCUAUAAAUAAUUUGUCAAUUUGAUGA